Suillus discolor is the source of this 1165-nucleotide messenger RNA. RefSeq lists its product as uncharacterized. Lineage: Eukaryota; Fungi; Basidiomycota; Agaricomycetes; Boletales; Suillaceae. Bases 1 to 1164 code for a protein of 387 amino acids. The transcript is spliced from 8 exons. The record is from RefSeq and is a predicted model, not a curated record.
AUGCCUCCAAAGGCUCCUGUGACACCCGGAGAAAAAGCUGCAGCAAAACGGCUGCAGAAGAAGCCCAAGCCAAGUGGCUCGUACACCACCUCCAUGAUUCCAACUUCAGACUCGGAUGACGAUCAAGCCACAAGUACUAGUCAAACCACGAAGGCUGUUACAAGUAAGACCAAGUUCAAUGAUGUCCCUAUUACCAAGAAAAGGGCCAAGAAAACUGUGCACAAGGCUGCGGAGACUCCGCACUUCACUGCGGCACUAUCAACCUCGAGCAUUCCGGAUUUGCUAACUCGUAAUAGUACCCGCUUGGAAGACACUUGGUCUUUGUUAACACAUCUUGUGUGGAACGGCAACAACACAAUCAAUCUCCUCAGUCAACAACCUCAUAUCCAAGUAAUUCUUCAUGCUGCCAUUCAGCUUGUCGAACGAGAGCUGGUAUUUGAGUGCUACUUUCCACGACCGAAACAUCGCCACACCAUGAUGGUCAACUUAGUACUUGAAGCCGCAUCAUCAGCAGAGCAUAAAGAAGUCUUACAGCGCUUGGAACAAGACCAAGCUUACAUGAAAGCUUUCACCAGAGUGCCAGAUGGGCGUAUUGGGUUGAUUCGCAAGAAACUCAAGGAGAUUUCGGAUCGCGUCGUUCCUGGUGCAUAUGGGGUCAAGACGGGUGAUGACGAGAAGAUCAACCGCCUGCUCAAUCUCCUGACUUUCAUUUACAAGUUUGACACCAAGGGCAAUCCCAUCUUGAGUCAGCCAUUUGACCAUCCCGCUAUCAACACUGUAUGCCAGUUAGCCUUUUUUACGAGUCAGGACCAGGUUGGGAAGAAGUAUAAGGAUCGGUUUGUCUCUGUGCUUGAUGACAACGAUGAACCCGAGAUCCCGAGUGCCAUGGUCUCAGCUGUGGUUACUGCGAUUUUUCCUUCCCUACUUGAUCUGAAGUCCGUUGUUGAUGUAGGUCGCGAGCGUGGUGAUUUCGGGCAAAGUCUCAUCGGCAUGUUUGACAACAAUAUGGAAAUGCUCAACGGAAUCUACACCAAGGGCCCGCAUGUUUACCAUUCUCUCAUGGCUCGAAAAUACAAGGCUGUUAGCAAUGUGGUUGACUUUGCAUCCGCCGAGUUGAAAGCAGCAUUUGCGCGAAUCAAUUUCGAUGGGAUGAGUAUCGACUAGG